This is a messenger RNA of Pocillopora meandrina, 591 nucleotides long. The record is from the annotation of a GenBank genome assembly. NCBI's taxonomy places the organism in Eukaryota, Metazoa, Cnidaria, Anthozoa, Scleractinia, Pocilloporidae.
AUGGCGAACCAUAAGGUUCCAAGGUUCUCAACUUGGCAUAGAGAAACAUACGUUGAUCCGAUAAAUAUGCCUGCAAAUAGAUACUUUACACCACACUUUAUGCCGUAUAGAGAUAGUCAACGAUAUGGAGAAGGAAGAGAAAAAUGGUUUCAAGACUACAGGCGUUCGUACGUGGCUGAGAGAACCUUGGUGAAGAACUUAAAUACGCUUGGUUCCCCCUACCGACCCACAAGCUUAUCCGAUAAGCCUGACCGUGUAUUAGGGACUCGGUGCCUGCGAAGAGAAGCUGUUUUGAACAAACCGCAUCAUCACCUCACCAACAGAAUUCCUGACCGCGAGAGAGACCGCGCUCAAAUCGACGACUUAGUCUGUCAGCAUCGUCAACAGUAUAGAGACCAAAGUGGUACGUUGUUCGACCAAAAGGUAGCUUAUUUUCACAAUCCCACCACAGCCGAAGAGCAGUUUUUGCCCAAAGUGAAUCCUCCGAAAGAUACAAUCGGCAGUUAUCCGAAUAACACUAAAGCUGCUCUGGAAUACACGUAUGACUUGGAGAGAGGGCCUAAAGAAUAUGAACUUUGGCACAAGGUGUAA